Molecule: messenger RNA, 1172 nt
Organism: Otolemur garnettii (small-eared galago)
Lineage: Eukaryota; Metazoa; Chordata; Mammalia; Primates; Galagidae
Product: complex I intermediate-associated protein 30, mitochondrial-like
Exons: 1
Coding region: 103-1089 (328 amino acids)
Biological process (GO): mitochondrial electron transport, NADH to ubiquinone; mitochondrial respiratory chain complex I assembly
Cellular component (GO): mitochondrion
Source: RefSeq, a predicted model, not a curated record
GUCACGGACUGCGGGAAGGUAGAAUCGGGCUAUUGGCUGAAGGUUUUUUCCCUGGUGAUUCAGGGAGAAAUUUACAUUUUGACUUUUUUUUUCUUUUAAACCAUGGCUUUUGUUCACAAAUUGCUGACUAGCACUUAUAUUCUCAGAAAAUGCCCAAAGCCAAGUAUUGGCUUGCAUCCUUUGGCGGGUAUUCACUUUGCAGACUAUUCUUCCAAUAGUCCCCAGAAACCAGUGGCGGCUCCUGGCAAAGCCUUCUCACAGAGGAAGACUCAAGGAGGGUUGCAGGAACAUCACCAGCAAGAAGUUGCCUUGGAUACAAUUUCUCCUGAGGAGAAGCCAGAAGUUAGUUUUGAUAAAGCAAUUAGAGAUGAAAUAAAGGACCAUUUUUGGCGGUUGAAGGAUGAACUUGUGAAUCAUUGGAUAGGGCCAGAAGGCCGUCCUCUGCAUGAGGUCUUGUUGGAACAAGCCAAGGUCGUCUGGCAGUUUCGUGGGAAAGAAGAUUUAGAUAAGUGGAUAGUGACUUCUGAUAAGACAAUUGGAGGCAGAAGUGAAGUAUUCUUAAAAAUGGGCAAGAAUAACCAAAGUGCACUGCUCUAUGGAACUCUGAGUUCUGAGGGACCUUAUGAUGGAGAUAGUCGCCAAAGUGGAUACUGUGCAAUGAUAUCCAGGGUACCAAGGGGCGCUUUUGAGAGGAGGAAGUCUUAUGAUUGGUCCCAGUUUAACACUCUGUAUCUCCGGGUCCGUGGGGAUGGUCGACCGUGGAUGGUGAAUAUCAAGGAGGACUCAGAUUUUAUCCAGAGGAAGAAUCAGAUGUACAGUUACUUCAUGUUCACCCGUGGUGGGCCCUACUGGCAGGAGGUCAAGAUUCCUUUUUCCAAAUUUUUCUUCUCGAAUCAAGGGAGAGUCCGGGAUGUUCAGUCUCAGCUUCUGCUUGACAAGAUCUCUUUUAUAGGAUUUACCUUGGCUGAUAAAGUGGAUGGUCCAUUCUUCCUGGAAAUUGAUUUUAUUGGAGUGUUUACUGAUCCAGCCCACACAGAAGAAUUUGCCUAUGAAAAUUCUCCAGAGAUUAGCCCAAGACUUUUCAAUUAAAUAGUAGUUCUGUAUUAUUAAACUAACAGUAAUAGCAUCCUUGUGAUACGGACAAAAUAAUAUAUUUCUUUAAUGGCAUCCAA